This is a messenger RNA of Capsicum annuum, 1365 nucleotides long. RefSeq lists its product as uncharacterized. The transcript has 3 exons. The record is from RefSeq and is a predicted model, not a curated record. NCBI's taxonomy places the organism in Eukaryota, Viridiplantae, Streptophyta, Magnoliopsida, Solanales, Solanaceae. Gene Ontology annotation, biological process: DNA integration. The coding region runs from base 1 to 1365 and encodes 454 amino acids. Gene Ontology annotation, molecular function: RNA-DNA hybrid ribonuclease activity; nucleic acid binding.
AUGUUUUUCGAUGAAGCAAAGAACUUCAAAGGAGUCGGAAUUGGAGCAGUCCUAGUUUCAGAAAUAGGUCAACACUACCCAAUCUCGACGAAGAUUAGGUUUCCUUGCACGAAUAACAUGGCAAAAUACGAGGCUUGCAUUCUCGGGCUUAGGAUGGCAGCAGACAUGGACAUUAAAGAGUUAUUGGUGAUAGGAGAUUCAGACUUAUUGAUCCAUCAGGUGCAAGGAGAAUGGACCACCAAAAAUGUCAAAAUCUUUCCUUAUGUGCAAUGUGUUAAGGAAUUGAGCAAAAGGUUUACGAAGAUUGAAUUCAAGCAUGUCCUUCAAAUUCAAAAUGAGUUCGUCGAUGCCUUGGAGACACUAUCUUCAAUGAUUCAACAUCCAGAUAAGAAUUACAUCGAUCUCAUCAAAGUGGAGAUACACAGCCAACAAGUAUACUAUUUCUAUGUAGAUGAAGAGCCAGAUGGAAAACCAUGGUAUUACGACAUUAAGAGGUUACUCAGAGUGGGAGAAUAUCCAGAAGGCGCUACUGAGGCCACAAGAUUAUUAGAGGAGAUACAUGCAGAAACCUGUGGACCCCACAUGAACGAUUUCAUGCUUGCGAAGAAGAUUUUGAGAGCUGGAUACUUUUGGAUGACUAUGAAGAGGGAUAACAUCCAAUUCGUGCAGAAGUGUCACCAAUGUCAAGUUCAUGGAGACUUUAUACGAGUUCCACCAAAUAAACUCAAUGUGAUGGGUUCUCCUUGGCCAUUUGCUGCUUGGGGAAUGGAUGUUAUUGGGACCAUAGAUCCUCCUGCGUCUAAUGGACACCAUUUUAUCUGGGGCGCUAUCAAUUACUUUGUAAACUCAAUCAUAACAGAUAAUGGAGCCAAUCUUAAUAGCAACCAGAUGAGAGAGAUUUGCGAAAGGUUUAAGAUAUCUCAUCAAAAUUCCACGGCUUAUCGACCACAAAUGGAUAGAGCGGUUAAAGCUGCAAACAAAAAUAUCAAGAGGAUCUUGAGGAAAAUAGUGGACGGUAAUAGAAAAUGGCAUGAAAAGUUGCCAUAUGCUUUACUUGGAUAUCGCACCACAAUCAGAACUUCUACUGGGGCAACUUUCUAUAUGUUGGUUUAUGGGUCGAAAGCAGUGAUACCUGCGAAAGUAGAGAUUCCUUCAUUAAGAGUCAUUCAGGAGGUUGAUCUAGACGACGCUGAACGGAUUUGUAGUAGAAUCGAGCAGUUGAUGCUCAUUGACGAGAAGAGAUUGGAUGCAGUCUAUCAUGGUCAUCUCUAUCAAAAUAGAAUGAUCAAGGCAUUCAACAAGAAAGUUAAGCCUCGUCGAUUCACACCGGGAGAGUUAGUAUUGAAGAAUCCCUCACCAAGAUGA